Messenger RNA from Perca fluviatilis (European perch), 923 nucleotides. Its product is annotated as zinc finger protein 883-like. Lineage: Eukaryota; Metazoa; Chordata; Actinopteri; Perciformes; Percidae. Gene Ontology annotation, cellular component: nucleus. The transcript is spliced from 3 exons. Gene Ontology annotation, biological process: regulation of transcription by RNA polymerase II. Gene Ontology annotation, molecular function: RNA polymerase II cis-regulatory region sequence-specific DNA binding; DNA-binding transcription factor activity, RNA polymerase II-specific. The record is from RefSeq and is a predicted model, not a curated record. The coding region runs from base 339 to 833 and encodes 164 amino acids.
AGUAAAUGUCCUCAGUUCCAGUCCACCACUAACUGAUUAAUGAACUGAAUGUGUAUCUGUUGUUCCCCUCCUGACCUCCAGGUGGCGGCGUUCUUUCAUUUUAAACUUUAAUCUGAAAAACCCUGACUUGGAGGAAACCGGAAGUCUCGUUGCUUCACUGUGAUCUCGGGUUGGCAGCGGGACAGUUGUGUUCUUUAUUAGUGAGUUUUAAACAUAGACAGUAUAAGAACGGUUUUAAGAAGACAGAGCUCCAGGUAAACCCGCACACACUCACUCAGAAUCCAGAGUGAGUCCAGCAGCCCCAGUGGACAUCUGCUGGAUUUCAGGACAAGAGAGGAAUGGAGGAGGACAACCAGAACCAGGAGCAUCGGAGCAACAAGGUCCCCAGAAGACCAGCAGCAGACUGGGACUCUAAUACCAGCCAUGUUCAGAAACCGAGAGGAGGAGAGGUACCCGAACGUCACCACUGUCAACACUGUGACAAAUCCUUCACAAGAUCUGGAUAUUUAAAGAUUCAUCAGAGAGUUCACACUGGAGAGAAGCCUUACAGCUGUGAUCAAUGUGGUAAAACCUUUUCUGGGGGUGAUGACCUUAAAAAACACCAGCGUGUGCACACUGGAGAGAAGCCGUACUGGUGUGAACAAUGUGGGAAAACUUUUUCUGAAAGUGGGGCCCUUAAAAUCCAUCAACGCAUUCACACUGGAGAGAAGCCUUACAGCUGUGAUCUUUGUGGGAAAACUUUUACUCAUAGCAAUAGCCUUAAAUCUCACCGACGCGUUCACACUGGAGAGAAGCUGUACAGCUGUGGUCUAUGUGGUAAAACUUUGUCAUAGCGUGUACAAAAAACAACGUAACCCCAAGUACUAUAUUCUUCCACCUGAGAAUAUAGUUCCCAGUUUGUUUACGGUUAGAAGAUGGCUGUG